Molecule: messenger RNA, 2622 nt
Organism: Alosa alosa (allis shad)
Lineage: Eukaryota; Metazoa; Chordata; Actinopteri; Clupeiformes; Clupeidae
Product: fibrous sheath CABYR-binding protein-like
Exons: 4
Coding region: 468-2090 (540 amino acids)
Source: RefSeq, a predicted model, not a curated record
GAGGGGCAGGGGGUGCCAGUGAGUCAGCAAUGAAAUGCCUCAUCAGCCAUGUCUGCACCUCCACUUCAGCUCAUCUGUGCACCCUCAACACCCCCACACACACACAUACACACCCUCUUCCUUCUCAUAAUAGGCUACACCCCCUCUUCUCCUCUUCUCUACACCCCUUCCUCCUACUCCCGUGACAGGCUACACCCCCUGGCUCUUAUAUGGGCAUCUCCACAUGUGCUGCACAAUCCCUCAGUCUGCAGGGCAGCUCACGCCUCCAGACCCCUCAGAGAGAGAAGGCAAGUAGGGAACAGGGACGUUGCCCGCUCCACACACACCAGCACGUCUGGGUCAGCGAGGGAAGAACAGAGCGCUGAGGACUGACGAGAACCGAGUGCUGAGGAGUGGCCGAACGCUGCUGAGCUGCUGAACAGCUAGUUGUUGCAUUCUGGGAGUUCCUGAUUCCUGUCGGAGAAAUCAUGAGGAGCAUGAAGCUGCUGCUGCUGCUGCUGCUGGGGGUUCAUCUGUGCAUUGGUGCACCCAUCAAACUUGUGGGGAGUGCAGCAGGCAGUCAUGAUUCUGCUGUAGAGAUGAGCCCACCUAAGGAACCUGCUCCAGAGGAACCUGCUCCUGAAGAACCUGCUCCAGAGGAACCAGCUCCUGAAGAACCUGCUCCAGAGGAACCUGCUCCAGAAGAACCAGCUCCAGAGGAACCUGCUCCUGAAGAACCUGCUCCAGAGGAACCUGCUCCAGAAGAACCAGCUCCAGAGGAACCUGCCCCAGAGGAACCAGCUCCUGAGGAACCAGCUCCUGAAGAACCUGCUCCAGAAGAACCAGCCCCAGAAGAACCAGCUCCUGAAGAACCAGCUCCAGAAGAACCAGCUCCUGAAGCUGAGGAGGAGGUGGUAACAAAAGAGGUGGUAGCUGAGGAAGAGGUUCCAGCUGAACCAGCUGAGGAGGAGGUGGUAGCUGAGGAGGAGGUGGUACCAGAGGAAGAGGUGGUAGAGGAGGAGGUGGUGGUACCAGAGGUGGUCAUCCCAGUUGACGCUGCCCCUGAGGAGGAAGCUAUAGAGGAAGAAGCUGCUUUAGAGGAAGUUGUCCCAGUCAAGGAAGAAGCUGCAGAAGAAGAAACUGCCCUGGAAGUAGUUGCCCCAGUUGAAGAAGAAACUGAAGCAGAAAUUGCCGCAGAAGAAACUGCAGAAGAUGCUGCCUCAGAGGAAGUUGCCUCAGUUGUUCCAGCUGAGGAGGAAGAUGCCCCUGCUCCAUCAGAAGAAGAAACUCCUGCAGAGGAUGCUGUUGCAGUUGUACCAGCAGAAGCAGAGGAGGAAGCCACCCCUGAGGAAGCUGUGGAGGAGGAAGCUGUGGAGGAGGAGGUUGUUGCAGUUGUACCAGCAGAAGCAGAGGAGGAAGCCACCCCUGAGGAAGCUGUGGAGGAGGAAGCUGUGGAGGAGGAAGCUGUGGAGGAGGAGGUUGUAGAGGAGGAGGUUGUAGAGGAGGAGGUUGUUGCAGUUGUACCAGCAGAAGCAGAGGAGGAAGCCGCCCCUGAGGAAGCUGUGGAGGAGAAGGCUGUAGAAGAGGAGGCUGUGGAGGACAUUGUUGCAGUUGCUCCUCCAGAAGCUGUGGAAGAAGAGGCUGAGGAGGUUGCAGAAGAGGAAGUGAUUCCUGUCGUAGUCGAUGCAACUGAGGAGGAACCAGUCCCAGAGGAAGCUGAAGGUGCUGUUGCUGUAGAUGUUGAGGAAGAACCAGCCUCUGUGGUCCCUGAGGAAGCUCUCCCUGUGGAGGAACCUGCUCCGGCAGAGGAACCUGCUCCGCCCUGCCCACAGUGCCCUGGGUGUCCAGUGGUAGAGACGGUCGAGGUGGACGAGGAGGUAGUGGUGGUGGUGGUUCCCAUGGCAACUGAGCCUCCUGAGGAAGAGCUGGGAUCCCCAACUGCAUUCCUUCUAGAGUUGGAGGCACCAAGAGAAGACAGGAGGUGUAAGCAGGGGACUGCUAUUGGGCUCAGCCUUCAUCACGCUGCUGUCACUCAUCGCUGUGGGAUCAGCUGGAAAGGCCAUCUCCAGGAAGAUGCGCUAGAGACUGAGAGAUACACAUGGUCUGGGUAGCCUGGAUGUCUGGAAAGCUGCAUGGAUUCACUGAUGAUCUGAAACUGAAGGCAGCUGGCAGCUCAAGAGUCUGAUGUCCUGGACUGAGACUGUACACAGACACAUACACACACAUUUUACACACAGACAUUAACACACCCAAAUAUACACAUGUACAUGCAUGCAGUCAUUCACACACUCUCUCUACUCUCUCUCUCACUCACACACACACACAUUUUACACACAUUACCUAUGUUCAUUUGGAACUCCCAAAUGGGACAGAGAGGUCAUCCUCCACCCUAAGGGUGGACGUAUUCAUGUAUAUAUAUAUGUAUAAGUGUCAGGUCAAGGGUGGACAUAUUCAUGUAUACUGUAUGUGUAAAUGUCAGGUCAAGGGUACAACUGCAUUAACUUUCUCUUUAUGUUACUUGUACAGAGUGUCACCAUAUUAGCAGAAUUGUUGUUGAUAUGAAUAUAAUAAUGUAACAGUGUUAUUGUCUUCAGAUGUGUGAAUGAGUGUGUGAAGUGGAUGAAUUAAAGGGAUGUAACGAUA